Lotus japonicus is the source of this 2452-nucleotide messenger RNA. Its product is annotated as exocyst complex component EXO70H1-like. The transcript has a single exon. Lineage: Eukaryota; Viridiplantae; Streptophyta; Magnoliopsida; Fabales; Fabaceae. Gene Ontology annotation, molecular function: phosphatidylinositol-4,5-bisphosphate binding. The record is from RefSeq and is a predicted model, not a curated record. The coding region runs from base 566 to 2299 and encodes 577 amino acids. Gene Ontology annotation, biological process: exocytosis. Gene Ontology annotation, cellular component: exocyst.
UUUAUAACAUUUGAAUUCACUCACAAGCUCAUUUCUCUUUAUACCAAAGCUAUUCCUCAGAGCUUCUUUCAUAACUAUCCCAAGUAUAGAAAAAAUAGCAAUCUAAAUUCCUGCAAACUAGUCUAUGAUGAAAACCAUUUUUAAAGUAACUUAAGUGUUUACACGUCAUUAUUAGUAACUCCGCGUCAAAUUCCAAUGUGUAUUUGGAGUAGAAGUGAAGUGCAAAAUCAGAGCAAAUCGUGAAUUGUGAUUUAGGAUCUCCUCCCAUUUUCCCACCCAUCUGACUCAUUCAUUCCAUUUUCGCCUAGCUAGCCAGUAAGAAACAGAAAAAACAAUGAACUCAUUGUCAAUUCCUACCGCGUCUCUCGUCUUUACUCACCACACGCACCUCAUUAUAUACCCUUCAACCUUCAAAGUCUUCAAGUCUCACCCCCAACUUCACAGUUCACACGUCACACACUGAACCUAAAUUACAAAGGAUAGGGAUAUACACAUAACACACAUAACAAGAUUCUCAUUAUUUCAAGUUUCAACUUGGUUUUAUUUACUUACUCUCCUCAACCCAAUGCUAAGAAAAAUCUUCUUCUUCAAACCCUCACCUCCCAUAUCACCAUCUUCCUCUCUUCAAAGCAAGACCUUCUCCGAUUCAUUAAUGGAAGAAAACAUCGAAACCGCUCGCACCCUCAUAACCAAAUGGAACCCUUUUCCCGCUUCCAAUUGCGCCAAAACCACUCCCAUUCUUUUCACCAACACCCACCAUGAAGCCAAAGAGUUUCUUAAGGCAGUCAAGAGACUACAUUCCACUAUGAUGCACCUCAUCACACAGGAUUCCUCCUCUGAGAAGCUCGUCAAAGCCCAAUCCCUCAUGCAAUGCGCCAUGAAGAGGCUCGAGAUGGAGUUCUACAGAAUUUUGGCCCAAACCAGAGACGGUUUGGACCCUAAAUCACUCUCGGGCCAAUCCUCCAUAAUUAACGAGGAUUGGGUCGAGAGAGAUUCAGUAUCGACCGCGGCCAUUAUGGAUUUGAAAGCCAUUGCCGAAUGCAUGGUCUCCGCCGGCUACAGCAAAGAGUGCGUAAGGGUUUAUAUCAUGGUGAGAAAGCCGAUUGUGGAUGAGGCAAUGUACCUUCUUGGAGUGGAGAGGCUAAGCUUCUCUCAGUUUCAGAAGAUGGAAUGGGAGGUGAUCGAGUCGAGGAUCAAGUGCUGGCUGAGCGCCGUGAAACUCGCCUUCGGCACUCUGUUUCCCGGCGAGAGAAACCUCUGCGAUUACAUCUUCGGUUCGCCGGAGAGGAAGGUCGCAGAGUCCUGUUUGACCGAGACAUGCAGAGACGCCGCCGCGUGCCUGUUUGGAUUCGCGGAAAAUGUGGCGAAGUGCAAGAAAACUCCCGAGAAAAUGUUCAGGACACUGGACCUGUACGAAGCGAUCUCUGAGCACCGGCAACAAAUUGAGUCCAUCUUCUCCUCCGCGAUCAGGACGCAUGCCACCGCGGUACAGGCGAGGCUCGCGGAGGCUGUGAGGAAGAUGCUGUCAGAUUUCGAAUCAGCGAUUCAGAAGGAAUCCUCCAAGAUUCCGGUGCCAGGCGGAGGGAUCCACCCGCUGACACGCUACGCCAUGAACUACACCGCGUUCCUCGCCGAUUACAGCGACGCGCUCGCGGAGAUAGUCACCGAUUGGCCGCAGAGUCCGCUGCCGGAGUCCUAUUACGGUGACGAGAACAGUACUCCGCCGUCGGAGACGGCGGAAAUGCUCGCGUGGCUGAUACUGGUGAUUCUCUGCAAGCUUGACGGGAAAGCGAAGCUCUACAAGGAUACGGCACUCUCUUACCUGUUCCUCGCGAACAACAUGCAAUACGUCGUCGUAAAGGUUCGGAAAUCGAACCUAGGGUUUCUUCUCGGCGAGGAUUGGUUGACGAAGCACGAGGCGAAGGUGAAGGAGUACGCAUCCAAGUACGAGCGUGUAGGGUGGAGCAACGUUCUACAAUCGCUGCCGGAAAAUCCGACGGCGGAGGAGGCGGUGGCUAUUUUUCAGAGUUUCAACGCCGCAUUCGUUGAAGCUUGCGGAGCGCAGUCGUCGUGGGUGGUGCCCGACCCGAAACUCCGGCAGGAAAUCAAAGCGUCGAUAGGUUUGAAGGUGGUGGUCAGGUACCGGAAGUUCUACGAGAGGAACCGGGUCGGGUCGGAGUCAGUGAUAAGGUUUUCGCCCGAUGAUUUGGAGAAUUGUCUUUCAGUCUUUCUGAGAUUUUGUGUGGGUCGGAACAAUCGGGUUCCGGUAAUCGGUUCAAAGGCUCGUGAAGUUGGAUAGUGGCCCACUACUAGUUUUCUUUUUCAGUUGACCCAUUUUGUAUAGAAUUAUGUGUGCAGUUACUUACAAAACCAGAGUAUAGGCACAAAGUUCAUUUUGUUUCUCAAUUUAUGGGAUAUCCACCUUUUCUUUUUUUUAUUUUGAAAAUAAGGA